Manduca sexta (tobacco hornworm) is the source of this 3025-nucleotide messenger RNA. RefSeq names its product gametogenetin-binding protein 2-like. Gene Ontology annotation, cellular component: cytoplasm; nucleus. The record is from RefSeq and is a predicted model, not a curated record. Lineage: Eukaryota; Metazoa; Arthropoda; Insecta; Lepidoptera; Sphingidae.
GAAUAAUUAUCUAAGGUGCUUAGAGUAUGGUCUAACACUAGUUAUGAUUUUUUAUUAUGUUAGUAAAGAAAAUUUAGAAAGCUGGAGUUACACGAAGAAAAAUAUCAAGUGUUAUUUUUAAAAUUAAUUAUCUGUGAUCACUUUGCUGUGUCAGACGCAACACGACGUGUAUUCCUUGAGAUUUUGGCCGUCAUUUUGUUAGAUUUGUGUAUUUUGUCGGCAGUUUUAUGUGAUUAAUCAUUAAAAAUGGCGAAAUUGGUUGAUAUAUACAACAGCGAAAAAGAACCUGUUAUAAAGCGGCGACAAUUACCGUUAAUAAUCUACGAAAAUCUUACUAUGAUCAUGGAUUUGAACACAAUGGGUCUGAUAUGUGACAAUCCCCAAGUGAAGGGACGAGAAUAUGAGGAGUUUAUGCGCAAAUACAGAAUACUAACAACGGAUGAGCUCAAAGCAGCACUGAGAGUAGAUGCUUCAGAUAUCUUCAAUGUAUUAAAUCAAAGCAUUCCUUGUGUAGGCUGUCGAAGAAGUGUGGAACGCCUUUUUUAUCAGCUAUGUAAAUCAGGACACCCCACAUUAGAUCCAUUGGUUCUCACGCCUGAUGAAAUAAUGACCAUUAGAGAAGAUAAAAUAACCCAUCCACAGUCACUAGCCACAUUGCUCAAUGGACACAGCACGGGUAUCGAGUGCCUGAUCCUGAGCCAGCCGCGAUGGAAGAAGUCGCAGCGGUGCAUCCUGCACUCGCUGGAGGCGGGCACGGCGCGCGGCUGGGGCGCGGGCGGCGGCGGCGGCGGCGCGUGCGGCUGGGGCUGGGGCGCGUGGGGCUGGGGCGGGCGCGCGGCGUGGCGCGCCGCCUGGGACGCCAUGCGCGCCUCCGCACGCGAGCACGUCACGCUCGUGCACUUCAACACGCUGCACGACACGCUGCACAACUACCUCAGGAAGCAUCGCUUCUGCGCAGAUUGUAAAACUAAGGUAUUGCGCGCAUAUCAACUUCUAGUGGAAGAGAAAGAGCCCCAGAAAGAGAAGGGGUACGUGGGAGCACUUUACAGUGGCAUAAAGAGAUGUCUGUUAGACAAACAUCUGCACUUGCAAGCUAAGACUGAUUAUAUCACACACCUGAUCGGCAGAGCGGAACCCGAACUCCUCGGCAACCACAGGGAGAGACACGCUAAGACCUUAGAAAUCGCACAAGAAGAGGUGCUGAUUUGCCUUGGUAUAUGUAUUUAUGAGCGCCUCCAACGCAUUUCCCUGCGACUGCGCGAAGAGGAGGGCACGUGUCAGACGCUGGCAGCGGUCGCAGUGGAGGCACUGUACCGCAAGUUCGAAACAGCCGUCGAACACAAAAGUGGAGUUUCCAAACUACAACUGUUGUAUGAUGAAAUCACACAGGAAGAACUGACUAGGCAACAAAGAAAAGAACAAAAGAAACUCAAACGGCGUAAGAAGAAGGAGCGACAGGCCGUCGAGAGCAAAUGCAAGGAAGCUGAUUCCGAAGAGCCGGAUGAAAAGUGCCAAUGUGAAGAAUGCUUAUUAGAGGAGCGCGACACGCCGACUGAUUUGUUAUCACCGCGCGACUACAAUCAGUGUUUCGAGGCGAGUGGAGACGGGUGUCAAUCGUGCCAAGACGAUUCGACAGACAAACGUCGCUCGCCUAAUAAAACAAGUAAAAAACGAGCCAAAAACGGAAACAUCUCGCCCAACGAUCACACCCAGGACUGUGGAUACUCUUCAGGGAACAAUGGUGGAUGUUGUGAGACAAUGUCGGGCUCCUCUUCACUUAUGAGUUCCCCAGAAGGUUCCGAGGUGGCGUGUUCCGAAGGAUUUUGCAACCACGAAAGGGGCGACUGUUUAGACUUGGUUAAAAAUGACAAAACCUCUUGCACGGGUUUCACACUUUCACUACAAGAAAUGUUAAUGGACACGUGUUCAUCGGACGAGGAAGAAGAUACCAGUUAUAUACCUAUAGAAGAAGUAAUGGAAUUCAAAUCACGCAGAAAUAUAACAGAAAAAAGACAAGAGUUACGACAAAAUCUUCGGCAGAAAUUCGCUCAACUGUGCGUGAACACGCCGCAGUCGCCGGCCGCGGCGCCGGGCCGCGACAAGCGCGUGGCCUAACUCACUGCGCGCCACCUCAUUCAACUGCACCUUGAGAAAUUAUAGUCAUUUUAAUCCAAAAGGCACAGACGUAAUUGCUUUUAUGAUCAGUAGUUGAACAGUAAAUGUCUCAUACGUAUUUCAAUAUUCAGAUAUAAAUAGUAGUUCUCCCGUGAGAGAAUAUCCAUGUUAGUUCAAUUUCAGUAAGGAUCAAUAGAUAAUCAAAUCCUAUUUGAAAUUAUGUAGUCAAAUUCAUAAACCAGGGCGGUUUGAGUGUUUCAUUACUAGCAAAAAAAAUUCGUACACAUCUAAUUACAAUAAUUUUUAACAGUGUAUUGGUGUUUGGCAAAAAAACAUAUAUAAUUCAAUUUGUGUUCUGAUGUCUUUUAAUGAGAUUCAUUGCAGUGUUUUGAGACUUUUGUUGGCCUAUUCUGAUAAUCGAGUUAGCUAUCCACCUGUUCUGAUAUUAAUGUAAUUGGAUUCAACAAAUUAUUUAGUCUCUGGAAGUUUUUUUGUCAAGGUGUUGAUUAUUUUUAAACAUAAUUAUAUUCAUAUAUGUAUUUUUAUCUAAAAUAUUAAAGAAUAUUUUAUUAUAUUGUAACCAGUGUCAAAUGAAUAUAAUCAAGUGCAAGUUUGAAUGGUUCAAUCAAUUUCAAUAAUACAUUUGACUGGAUAGACCCAGCAUUUUAAUAUAUUUACUAUUUAAAAUGUUAGAAAAAGCUUAGCAAUGAAAUGUUUAAAGUAGCAUUUUUUGAUCAAAUUAUUUUAUUUUCAUGCUUUACGUGAUUCAAUAUUGUGAUGAAUUAUUGCUUGUUAUCAGAAGCUUAAGACAGCAUGAGGUUGGGAGUUACCUUGGCUAUUUGCCACUGUUGUUAAAGUCGGAAAACAUUUGUAACUCAGUUUUAAAUAUACUAUAUAAUACAGUGAAAAA